CAAGGGCAUACCAGUCAGUGGUAUGUGUCAGAACGAAAAAUGGCAAGAUUUCUGAGGCCCAACGUUAGGAGCUUCCUCGCCACACAGCUAAGGAUGUCAUCCGACCAGCUGGGUGAGCUGGGCAAAGGUGCAGGGAAGGGAGGAGGAGGUGGAGGAUCAAUCAGGGAGGCAGGAGGAGCCAUGGGGAAGAAGCAGGUUGCUGAGGAGGAAAUGUACUUCAGACGCAAAGAGCAGGAGCAGCUAGCUGCUCUGAGGCAGCACCACCAAGAGGAGAUUGACCAUCACAAGAAAGAGAUUGAGCGUAUGCAAAGAGAGAUUGACCGCCACAAGGGAAAGAUCCGAAAGCUGAAACAUGAUGACUGAGACUGUGACAAAACCCAAACAAAGCUCUUUAUCUAUUGCUUGACAAAGCUCUCUAACAAUCAUGGUGUGAAGCUCUGUCAUUCUUGAUUGCCAAAGUCCUUAGUAAAUUGCCUGCAAUGCAUGCAGAAGAUUUUCCAGUGAAUGUGCAGUUGAAUGUCCAAAAUGUUUGAGUUUUUUAAAUUGCAAUCAUUCAAGCAUCCUCAGAUUUUACCUUUAUUGUGUGCUCUCAUUCAUAUUUUUGACUUGGAAUGUAGACAUGUAUUUAAAGGAAUGGAAAGGGAUGUUUUACAGAAAAAAGGAAAGAAAGAAAAAUUACAUUAUUGCCUUUUAUUGAAACUUUCAAAGUAGCCUACUCAAUAUCUGCAUGCAAGUGUUCAACUAUGACUGCUAUGAAAUAAAACAAUAUCAGAGA
This is a messenger RNA of Hypomesus transpacificus, 775 nucleotides long. It is a transcript of the gene atp5if1b, whose product is annotated as ATP synthase inhibitory factor subunit 1b. Gene Ontology annotation, biological process: negative regulation of ATP-dependent activity. Gene Ontology annotation, molecular function: ATPase inhibitor activity. The transcript has 3 exons. The record is from RefSeq and is a predicted model, not a curated record. Bases 40 to 363 code for a protein of 107 amino acids. Gene Ontology annotation, cellular component: mitochondrion. Lineage: Eukaryota; Metazoa; Chordata; Actinopteri; Osmeriformes; Osmeridae.